AUGCCUGUUUGUCACCGUGAAACUCCAUUUCCCAUAAUGCACCCGUGAGCGGAAGCCGGAUUCAAGCUAACAGUUGGGCGCGCUAUAGAGACGUCUUGUGUUUGUAUUUCACCACCACACACUCCUUUUAAAUGUUUUACUUUACCAGCCUAUCAUUUAACAUGCAUACCAAAGUCCUGCUCGCCUUGUUGGCCAUUUUCGCACUUUAUAUCCCCAACGUGGUGGCAUGAAUAGCCAAAGGCUGAGGUCCGUCAAAGUCGGGGACUACAAGAAGAAAGUCCCAAGCGAUGUGUCGCCCUCCACAAGCCUUCCUCCUCUGGUGGAAGGUCAGCUCAGUUGCUUCCUGCGGGUGACGGUCAGUCAGCUGCUCUGGACGACCCUGAACCCUCCACUGGCGACGUUUGUCAGGCUGCGCUGGUGGGGAGAGUCAUCCAACGGCACCUCCUUCAACCCACGAGAUGCUUCACUCUCCUUGCAAAAAAACAUCAGGACCACCGCGCGCUUCCCGGUCCACCUUAGCACCAAACAGUUUGUCUCAUAUCUGGCAGAUGUGGGGUCAUUGACGCUGGAAGUUUUGAACAAACAGGAUCAUUUGCUGAUUGCUCAAGCUCAAGUGACAGAAAUCGCCCGUCUCUGUCAGUCGUACACCAUCAGUGGCUUUUACAGCCUCUUUUCGCCAACUUCUCAGAAACUUGGGGAGUUAGAAGUGUCCCUGAGUUUGGAGCCCCUGGUUGAGGUCCAUGAGAGCAUCAGCUCAGCGCCAACUGCAGAUUUCAGCACUGAAGCACUUCAGGUCUCCUCGCUGGCCACUACGUCUGUGGAGCCUGCAGAUCCUAAAGCGAGCAGUGAAAAAAAAUCUGAGCUCUGCAGCAAAGGAAACACAGCAAGAAGGAAAGAGCACAUGUUUUCCCAAACCACCCAGGUGGAUAAAGAUGAGCUAGUAGAGAAUGUGAAGCUGGUAGAGAAGCGUGGAAUGGCUGUGAUUCCUUCCAGUCCGAAACCCUGUGCCCAACCGAGCAAUGACAUCCUCUCAGUUAUUCUAGAACGUGGGAGCAAACUUAGGGACGCUAUGGUGGUUUCAGCAUUGAAAUUUGACAUUGGUCCUGCACCGGUUCUGACUGACCUCCAACUCCCACUGCAGAGGGACAACGCCCAACCACCCUCCAUGCCCUCUCCAUCUACAAUGUUCCUGGAAAAUAUCCUGCCUGGCAAGUCAGCUCUCAAGCACGUAGAUGAAGUUGUCACAGGAGAUUUCCGUCCUGGUGAGAUGGAUCACAUAGCUGUGGAUCUCCUCCUCGGCAGGUUGAAGACACCUCCUCCACCACUCUGUGAGGUUGAAGCCCUUUACCCUGAAUCUCUGUCCACUCAUAGCAGUGUUUGCGGAGACAGCGAGCUCAGCGACCCACAGUAUGAUCAGAGCUUGCUGGAGCAUUUGUUUUAUAAAACACCUAUGUCAGAUUCAAGACUAGAUGACACAGAGGUGGACGUUCAAAAGCAGAAAAACAGUUCAACCAGGACCAAGAAUCAGUUAAGACAGUCAGAGUGUAGGAUGAGCGACAAUCCAGUUGAAGAGCUCCAUCCCUCUCUGGGUGAAGUUGAUGUUCUUUUAAGUCCGGAGCAGAUUAUGUUUCUGAGCUUGAUACGACAGGCCAAUGUGAGCAUCGACUCCAUGAGCGUCCCAACAGAAAGCACAACGCUCCCUGCAAGAAAGUCCGUGAACAAAGGGAAAGCUCCUUUACUGCAACGUAACAAAAAGUGCACAUAUUUUGUCGAGUAUACGUUACCAAAGACUUCCUUAUCCAGUCGACGUGGUCGAAAUAUUGCAGGAAAGGGGGAGUCGACCAGAGUUGUUUCCAGUAAAGUCACAGAAGGAGUGGUGACGUUCCAGCAGUGUUCCGUGUUUCCUGUGCGCUUCAGUAAAACGGCCAUUGAAGAAUGGUGGGCAAUGGAUCUCCUUUUCAAAAUUUACUCCAGAAGAAUUGACCAAAAAAAGGCGGUUCUUGUCGGACAAGCCACAUAUCCACUGCGCCGUCUACUGCAGAGCAAGCAGCUCAGCCAAUCUCUUGCUCUACCAGUGCAUGGUAUGGAGGACAACAGCCAAACAAAGGAACUAGGACUUCUCAGGGUGCUGCUAGAACUUUCUGCCAACAGCAGAGAAUCUCCUGAAACAUUGCCACACAUUGUUUACAGUCCUCAAAGAGAGUCCUCGUGUGUCAGCAUUUGCACAGAGGACUUAUCUGUCCAGUCUUUAGAAGAUUUCACAGGUAAUGUCCCCAGCCAGCAGAAAGGCUUCAAAGUAGCCUCUCCACAUCUUAACCCCCACACAGCCUCUCCUCGUAGAUCUCAGCAGCAGAUGGAGGAAGACCCAGAGGUUUUGUUGCAUAUGCUGCUCAUGGUUCCAGACGGGAAGAACUUCAACUGUGGGCCUAUGCAGGCUGUUAACGUCUACUUCAACUGUAAGCUCUUCUGGUGCGAUGAGAUGGCGAGGUCUGUGGUCAGCUGGGGACAUGUAAACCCAUCCUUUAACUUUGCUCAGGUAACUCCUGUGGCUUUGACUACAAAGCUACUGGAGAGGAUGAAGGACAAUGUGAUGGUAAUUGAAGUGUGGCAGAAAACCGGAAGCUCUAGUGAGGAGAAACUACUUGGUCUUGUCAAACUACCUCUCCACCAGUUCUACAUGUCAUUUAGGGACUCCAAGAUUGCCCACCUUCUUCUACGGGCACAGUACCCUGUUUUAGGGGUGGACUGCUACCUGCCAGUCAUGGAUGUGUUCUCCAGCACUUGUAAUGGACACCUCAGGGUCACUCUGGCUAUGGGCCGCUUCGAGCAGGUACUCGCUCUGCAGCGCACCAGAGAAGACGAAAUCCAGUCACUGGGCUGCCCCGUGAGACCGGUGCAUCUGCUUGAUCACCAGCCUCAUCCACCAGGAAAGGUGACUCCAGCGCAAGCACGAGCAAUGAAAGAGCAUGUGUUUAUGAUUAAGGUAGAGAAGGUCUCUGGGCUGACACCGCUCCAAUCAACGGUGUGGGGUGAGGCUGACUGUUACGUCCAGUACAGUUUCCCUUGUCAGGAAGGUGCAGAAAUCGACGCAGCCCUGGAUGAGCAUUACACCAACCUGAGGCCUUUUCGUACCACUACCACUCUCUGUGUUCCUGACCCAGCAUUUGGCCAUACAGAGACACACGUGCUUUUGGCUCCUGAGGGGGUCCCAGUCCAGAAGCUGCUGCUCAGCUCUCUUUCAAUCCAAGGCCUGAGCAGCGGAGGGGGUGUCCAUUUUGAAGUGUGGUGCAGAUACUAUUACCCGAAUGUCAGAGACCAGCUAGUGGCCAAGGGAAUUCUCCCCCUCUCCAAGUUGUGUGCCAUAGUCACAAUGCAGGGACAGCUUGGUGAUAAGGCCCAGAUGUUUUCUUUGCCUCUGCUACCGAGGGCAGACAACACCUUGAUGCACCAGCCUCAGCCGUCUGGCCUGCUAGAUGUGUGCAUCCGGUACAAGUGCCGUCCCGUGAAAGCUGAUGUGCAGACUGGCAGAGGAGCUGCCUCUAAUGUGGUGACACUGGUGGUUCAAGUGCACAGAGGUUCUGGUUUGCAGGCAGCAGCCAGAGUUAUAUCCCAACACGACGAGAGGUACAGUUACUUUGCUGUCGUUGGAGUGAACUCCUACGUCACCGUCCAGUUGUCCUUCUUGCCCGAGGAAGAGCAAAGGUGCACCCGUUUGACUGCCAGGACCUUCUGCCCAGAGUAUAACUACCACACAGAGGUUUGCUGCGACAUGCUCGUUCACAAGAGCGGCGGGGAGACCUUCAGUCUGGCCGAGCAGCUGGCAGAAGCUUUUGCCAUCUUCACUGUUUGGAAUAGAGACAACCGCAAAGGCAAUACUUUCAACCCUCCAAAUGUGAUUUUGGGCACAGUGAAAAUUCCGCUGCUUGAUCUCCUCCGGAAAACAACAGGUAUUUCAGGCUGGUUUGGGGUCUACACGCCCCUGGAAUCCACACAAACUCAGCACACGCUGAUUGGCGGCCUUGAGAUCUCAGUCGCCUUUUCCCACCACUCCGAGCGGGAACGGGUCAUUAGGGCUGCUGUGGCUUUGGGCUGGGAGCUGCCUCAGAUCCAGAAUGACAAUGAAUGGCUUAACGAACAGGGAGACUGGGAACACCACACAAGGAAAAUAUCCUUGACCUUUUCCAUGCCCAGGGUUUGGAUCCCUGUCCACUGCUUGCUCCUGCCGGGACAUGAGGAGCUACAGCGAUCCACAUACUGCUACUUUCGCUACAAAUUCUACGAGCAGGAGGCCGUCUGCUCGCAGAUGAAACACCCGUGUGUGACUGAGGGCAGCGAGGCCACCGUGACCUUCCAAGGAAGUCGCACUGUUGAGCUGAUGAGCUCCCAGCCUUUGUUGUGGUACCUUCAAGAGGAGCGGCUGGAGGUUCAGGUAUGGGUUGCUUUCCAGAAGGACAAAAGCCAGCGGCCCCGUGACACUGACCGCCUGGUGGGUUCUGCUUUUAUUGGUCUGUCCUCCCUUGCAAAGACCCACCAGCAGAAGUUGGCUCUCAGCGGAGUGUAUCCACUGUUCAGACGCUCGGCGAUGGACCUGCAGGGUGCCGCUCUGAGGGUGCACAUCAGCCUGACGGUAGGCCGUGCGCCGACUGUAGAAGACAACCAGGCGGACUCUGACAGCCAGGAAGAGAUCUUAUUACAGGCGACAGAGCCGCCACAUCGUACGCCCCCACCUUCCCCUCCAAAAAUAUCCGAUUUGGAAAGCCCGAUCAACUCGAGUGAAACAACUGCACAUGUCGCUAUACCUCAGCCGUCCAAAAUUAGUGAGGAAGAUUCCUUCCUGGUGGAAAUUGCAGUGGACAGGGCCAUGCACAUUAAUCUGAAAGAUUGUCCGAAAUCUGGGAGCAGUGAAGGAGCGUCAUGUCUCUGUGUCUCAUACAUCACUGCUGACUCUGCAGAACCAGUGUCCACAGCUGUGGUGGCCAACACAAACUGCGCCACCUGGAACCAUCAGCAUAAAUGCCGGCUUUCCAAGCAGCUGCUAAUUGAUCCAGAGCAAAGCCUGGUGUUCAAAGUUUGGCAUAAAGACAGCAGAGGAGAAGUGGAACAGGUGAUUGGGUUUGCCUCUGUACACCUGUCCCCUUUGCAGUCUGGGUUCCAGUCAGUAUGCGGCUGGUACAAUGUCAUGGAUUUCAAUGGUCAGUGUAAUGGUCAGCUCAAAGUCUCCAUCACACCACUCAAGCGGGUCCAAAACUUGCGUGGGCAGAGAAAAGCUUCCAGUGACAAAGAUGGCCAAAACUCAAGUGAUUUAUCCCAGGCUGCACCAUGCAGCUACCAGACAAGUGCCACGUACAACAUCUUUCCUUCUCACAUCAGCCGAUACCCUGAGCAGCACAUCUCAUCGCCUGACCACAUGGGCAGACUAUUUCUCAAAACUGAGAGCGACCGUCACCAAGAGCACAUGCAGAAAGUGCGUCUUCAUCAUCAGAGUCUUCAGGAACAAACUGAGACUCAUUUGGUCUGUAGCAACAGCAACAGCAGCGACAUCAACCUUCCCCGCUCUGUGGUCUUUUCAACACUCAGGAAGAAUCUGAGCGAGCUGGACAAAAUCAACCAAUAUUUCUACAGUAAGAUGGGUAAACGUGAUUUUUCGCCCACAAGGGAACGGGACUGUCUUCACGAGAAAGACACCCGUAAGGAAAAUGAGCUACAUCUUCCAUCCCAACAAGUCCACAACGGUCAAUGCCGACAACCAACUUCCACCGUCCUCCACAGCAACUCAACAUCUUCUCCCACCAAAGACAAGACCUCAGGCAUUGUUCUGGAGAUCAUCUCCAGUCCAUGCGACCCUUGCAUGUUUUCCCAGGAAUCCACAUCUUGUCCAACAACGUCUGCAGGCCUUGUCGCACAGAACAUGCCCGAGGUAGAAACAGAAGACACGGGCAGUGAAGCAUGUAGAUCACCAUGCAGUAGUGAGGAUGACGAGGAAGAUUACGAGGAAUUUGUCAUGGAGCCGAGGCAUUUGAACGAGUUGACAACUUUGACGGAUAAGACCAGUCCUUGGAAUAGCAUCGUGUCAGACUCUGUUUCAAUUGCCUCCGAGUGCCCAGAGGCUGAACUGAGUCAGGAUAACGAAGAUAAAAGUCAAAAUGAAAGACCGGAAUCCAACAGGAAAGACGCAGGAGAGGCGAGCCAAAGCCACGCCAGUGACAGUUUUGACGAUUUAGCAGAAGAGACAUCAGACACAGACAGCGACCAGGAUGUAACGUUGCAAACUGUCAAUGCCAACAUGGAGGGUGAUGCUGGGUCAUUGCCCAAUGAGGCUGUGCAGGCCGACAACCCCAGACUCCAAGUCUCGGUCCCCAACUUUUUCCUGCCCCCGCAGCAGCUGGAAGCCUCUCUAAGGGGCAUUCGCUUAGCGCCCUCGUUCGCUAAUUCGUCCAGCGACACGGAACAGUGCGCUCUACCUCACAGGGGGCCUCGGCGGCAUCCAAACAUGCCACCUACAUCCACCCAGAGAUUCCGUAGAAUAUUUGCUCCUACCUUUGAAUUCGACGAUGAUUAGUACAACAGUGUGUGAUUAUUUAACAUGAA
Molecule: messenger RNA, 6588 nt
Organism: Entelurus aequoreus (snake pipefish)
Lineage: Eukaryota; Metazoa; Chordata; Actinopteri; Syngnathiformes; Syngnathidae
Gene: c2cd3
Product: C2 domain containing 3 centriole elongation regulator
Exons: 33
Coding region: 227-6559 (2110 amino acids)
Biological process (GO): cilium assembly; centriole elongation
Cellular component (GO): centriolar satellite; centriole
Source: RefSeq, a predicted model, not a curated record